AAAUAACCCCCAUAUUCAUUCAUAUUCGGUUUUCUACCAUACCAUUUUACUCUCACCAAAUGACCCACUUUGAUUCUGGUAAGUAGAAACUGGAAACUCAUCAAAUCGAUCAGGCCAUCUUCUCUUCCUCGAAGUUCUACGCGCGCAUCUUCCUCCAAUUUCUCAGCUUUCCGAUUACAACGAAUUAUCAAUCAUGUCCUCCGCCCAAGAUCCAUUUUACAUUGUAAAGGAAGAGAUCCAGGAAUCUAUUGAUAAUUUAUUAUCAAGUUUUCAUCAAUGGGAGCGUGCGGCUUAUGGUACUCCCGAGCAACUACGGCUCACUGAUGAGCUGCGUGCUGGGUGUGAAAGCAUUGAGUGGCAGGUUGAUGAGUUGGACAGAGCAGUUUCCGUGGCUGCGAAAGAUCCUGCGUAUUACGGCAUUGAUGAGGUAGAGCUUGAAAAACGUCGCAGAUGGACUAGAACUGCACGUGAUCAGGUGGGCAAUGUGAAGAAAAAGAUAACAAUGGGCAAGGAGCUAAGUUAUCACGACUCUCACCUUGAAUUAAUGAGGCUUCCAAUGGAGCACCCACAUCAGACAGAAAGGUCCAAUCAAUAUGGGCAUCACAAUGAUGACUUCGUAUCAUCAGAGUCGGAUAGACAACAACUUCUAUUAAAGCAACAGGACGAAGAUCUAGAUGAACUGAGUGUCAGUGUCAAGACAAUUGGAUCACUUGGGCUUAGCAUUCAUGAUGAAUUACUUGCUCAGGAAAAAAUAAUCGAUGACUUGGGUGUCGAAAUGGAUAGCACUUCAAAUCGGCUUGAUUUCCUCCAGAAAAAGGUCGGGAUUGUUAUGAAAAAGGCUGGAGCCAAGGGCCAGUUAAUGAUGAUAUUAUUCUUGGUGGUGCUGUUUAUAGUACUCUUUAUUCUUGUUUUCUUUACUUAAAGAGUCAAGGUCGAGAUAUGGGAGAUAUUUGCGGUCUUAUAAGGGAUACUGGUUUGAAGAUAUAUUCCGCUUUCUAAAUGGUUGUACUAGUAGAGAAAAAGACACUAAUGGUUUAUUUCAAGUUGUUUUUUUGGCUAAAUUCGUGUCUUACUUGCCUUGUAGUUGUAGGCGUUCCUCAUUGAACCCCUUGAGAAGUAUGUUUAAUUAAGGGUUAUUACUUAUGUUUGUCGAUGUUUCUAUAUUGCUUACAUACUAUAUAAUGUAAUAUUUCCUCUUUUUUUUGUUUGAGAAAAUUUUGAACGUGAUUUAAUAGAUAUGAUGAAGUAUAUAUUUUAAA
Molecule: messenger RNA, 1259 nt
Organism: Amaranthus tricolor (Joseph's coat)
Lineage: Eukaryota; Viridiplantae; Streptophyta; Magnoliopsida; Caryophyllales; Amaranthaceae
Product: syntaxin-61
Exons: 8
Coding region: 194-922 (242 amino acids)
Biological process (GO): Golgi vesicle transport
Cellular component (GO): membrane
Source: RefSeq, a predicted model, not a curated record